GAGGGAAUGUUUACAUCCGACGAGUUUGACAGAUAAGUAAUUCAACAAAAUGUCUGUUUUGAGGAUGAUCGAAGGAUUCUUAUUAAAUGUGGAUGUUCAUCAAAUCUUGAGUAUUACUGCAAGCUGAGAAACAUGCAUAUAUUCCGUGGUGACUUGUGUGGUAGGUAGUAAAAACUGAAAGACAAGACAUUCUGUUUUCCUUCGUCGUGCAAACACUGACUGUACUGUACUGCAUGCUGUGACUCCAUCCAUGCUGUGAUUUAGAAUGCUGUUAACAGGACGUGUUCAUCGUGAUCAUGUCCUCAUUUUUGAUGUCUUUGGAUGAUCUUCUUCCACGAUACAACCAAUGAUCAAACUAUCCUCACCUUACCUCAAAUGGACUUGCGAGGGCGCUCCAGCUUAUGUAUGCUGUCAACUUUGUAUGCUGUCAACUUUGUGUGCUUAGUGCCUCAUCUAAGAUGGAAUGACACUAGGAAAACUGCCUACCAGUCAACCAGCACCUCUCCAACCUGGAUGCUUAGUUUCAACUCUGAGUUGACAUAUAAAGUGUGCUGUUGUUCCUGGCCAAGGUCAAUCAAAGGUCAUGCUACAGAGGGAACAUCUUCAUUACAUCUUAAACAUGUUCUGACAUCUUACUCUCAACUGAGCUGUGAUGAUUGAUUUCAACAUUUACAUCUGCUUGUGAUUCCUACAUGGACAGCAAUGUUUGGAUUCCUUCAUGGACAGCGACGUUUUGAUUCCUACAUGGACAGCAACAUGAGGAUUUCUUACAUGAACAGCAACAUUUGAUUCAGACAUUGACAAUGUUUAAAGACAAUGGACACUAUUGGUAAUUGUCAAAGACUAGCCUUCACAGUUGGUGUAUCUCAACAU
Molecule: messenger RNA, 873 nt
Organism: Asterias rubens (European starfish)
Lineage: Eukaryota; Metazoa; Echinodermata; Asteroidea; Forcipulatida; Asteriidae
Exons: 4
Coding region: 322-660 (112 amino acids)
Source: RefSeq, a predicted model, not a curated record